GCUCUUGAUUCGUCAGAUCAGUGUGUUCAGAGUAGACUGGAUUCGACAGAUGAGUUCCAAUGGCGAGAGUGAUCCGUCAAGCGAGGUCAUAGCCGCACUUACAAAGCAGCUAGGUGUCGAUGCGGCUGCUGUCGAGCGGGCUUUCCGGGCAGGCGUCUCUCACGCUGAGACCAUGGCCAAGCGGCGGCGAGUUGGCGAAAAUCUGUCAGAAGCCUCGAGGUCCAAAGGAGCUGAGGAGGUCUUGAACUCUAGCUCAAGAAUGCACCUGUUACUAGUAGCGACGCACUUGUUACUAGUAGCGAUGCACCUGUUUCUAGUAAACUUAUUGAGUUUGAAAAAACAUUUGAAUGGCUCUUCUGCCAGGUAUACAUGUUCCACAAUAUUGUGUCACCGCCGGCUGUUUGUUCAGGAGACGUCAGGCAUAAAGUUCAGUGAAGGCAUUUCCUUUGAACAACUCCGACAAGAGCUAGCUGAAUUUGCCAAAGAGCGUGAUUGGGACCAAUUCCACCAACCCCGCAAUCUUGCCCUGGCACUGGUGGGUGAGGUCGGAGAACUAUGUGAGUGCUUCCAAUGGAAGGGCGAGGUGGAAGAAGGGCUUCCUGGAUGGAGUGACAAGCAUCGGACUGCGGUGCGGCAGGAAAUUGCAGACGUAUUGCUCUACCUUAUACGCUUGAGCCACAAGUGCCACAUCGACCUUCCCAAAGCUGCACUGGAUAAGCUGGCAGUGAACGCUGCAAAGUACCCAGCUGGUCUGGUGCGCGGGAGCAGCAGGAAAUACACCGAGUACACAGUCAAUGCCAGUGCAUGAAGACGUCACAGAGGUUCAUGAGUUUGGAGUCGACAUAGGGAUAGGAUUGCAUAGUCCCGCUUCGAUGCAAAGUUUGUCGAAGCCCAACGCAGACAUAGAUUUUGUGAGCUAAAACUAGGUGCACUGCCGCUACAGGCAUGUUUGCCAUUCUGUAUGAGCAUUUAUGCCUCAGUUUGAUGGAUGAGAACUGGAUGGUUUGAUUCAAUCUGGGCAAUGAGGUGUUAACACUUGCAACCACCGAACUUCAUUGACUGUUCUGCUUGUCAGCCUUUGAUGCCCU
This is a messenger RNA of Durusdinium trenchii, 1088 nucleotides long. Lineage: Eukaryota; Dinophyceae; Suessiales; Symbiodiniaceae. The record is from the annotation of a GenBank genome assembly.